This is a messenger RNA of Trichophyton benhamiae CBS 112371, 1077 nucleotides long. Its product is annotated as alpha-ketoglutarate-dependent taurine dioxygenase. The transcript has 4 exons. The record is from RefSeq and is a predicted model, not a curated record. Gene Ontology annotation, molecular function: 2-oxoglutarate-dependent dioxygenase activity. Gene Ontology annotation, cellular component: cytoplasm. The coding region runs from base 1 to 1077 and encodes 358 amino acids. NCBI's taxonomy places the organism in Eukaryota, Fungi, Ascomycota, Eurotiomycetes, Onygenales, Arthrodermataceae.
AUGGCUCCCGCCAUAGCAAGCGCCACAGUGACCCCAUCCACAACGGCCCAUUCCACAUGGAAGGCUCCGCUUCGACGAACAGGUGCCAUUGACCAAUACGAAAGAGAGGAUGUCACACCCAUCAUCGGGACGGAGUUCCCAACAGCCAAGCUCGCAGAUUGGAUUAAGGCACCAAAUGCGGAUGAUCUGCUCCGUGAUCUCGCAAUCCUCAUUUCUGAGCGAGGAGUCGUCUUCUUCCGCCAGCAAGAUGGGCUCACUAAUACCGAACAGAAGGAAUUGAUGCAACGCCUCGGUAAAUUGACUGGAAAGCCACCGACCAGCCGACUUUCCAUACAUCCAAUCUUUGAACAAGGAGCCAAUGAUCCAGAAAUCAACACUAUCAGCGCGGCUCAAGACAACAAGCUGCGUUCUAUUGAUUAUUCAGUCUCGAUCCCAAAGAAACAAAGUUCUGCUCAUUGGCACUCUGAUGUAGCAUUCGAGCCUAUUCCUGCAGAAUACACCACACUAAGGUUAACGCAGGUACCAAAGACAGGUGGAGACACCUUGUGGGCCUCAGGAUAUGAACUCUAUGAUCGCAUCAGCAAACCAUACCAACGCUUCCUUGAAACUCUAACUGCUACUUGCGCACAGCCCGGGUAUAAUAAGGUCGCCGCUACCGGUAAAUUCAAGCUCUUUGACGGACAGCGUGGAGCUCCAGAAAACAUUGGAUCAAACUUCUCCUCGGUUCACCCUGUCGUGCGUACAAACCCAGUGACUGGAUGGAAGAGUAUUUACUCCGCGGGAUUCCAUGUGCAGAAGAUAAAUGAUGUUACCGAGGCCGAAAGCAAGGCUCUACUGGACUGGUUCUUGAGGUUGAUCAACGAGAACAAUGAUCUCCAGGUUCGCUUUAAGUGGAAAAACGCCAACGACAUGGCAAUCUGGGAUAACCGUUGCGUGUUCCAUACUGCAACAUUCGAUCUUGAGGGUAAGGAGGACAGGUAUGGUGUUCGUGCAGUUGGUGUCGGAGAAAAGCCAUUCUUUGAUGAAAGAAGCAUGUCCCGAAGAGAAGCACUAAAAGAGCCUGUACAAGCUCUCUGA